This is a messenger RNA of Papilio xuthus (Asian swallowtail), 1783 nucleotides long. RefSeq names its product stAR-related lipid transfer protein 7, mitochondrial. Gene Ontology annotation, molecular function: lipid binding. Lineage: Eukaryota; Metazoa; Arthropoda; Insecta; Lepidoptera; Papilionidae. The transcript has 9 exons. The coding region runs from base 209 to 1732 and encodes 507 amino acids. The record is from RefSeq and is a predicted model, not a curated record.
AUACAUUGGGCAAGACGUCUUAUCAAUUUAAAAAAGAGGUUAUAAUUUCGCAAUUACAAAAAACCUAUGGUUUGCCUUGAAGGUUUGCUGUAAAUUUACAAUACUAAAAUAAACGAACAUAAUGUAAAAUGGAUAUAUGUAGGACUUGAGAUAUCCAACACGUUUAAACUCACUAAACGAAUAUUAAACCGGAAGAUAACCAACCGGGAUGUCUUCGUUUGGAUCGAUCUUAUUCAGGGAUAUUGGUGUUAAAAGGUUUUGGAAUGCAUGGACUCGUGGUUAUAGAUUCAGUUAUGUGGUGCGGCGCUGCCGACGGGAACGUACAGUGCGGGAAGUGUUACAUUGUUUUAGGACGGCAUUUUUCAAACCGAGCAGAACUCUAUUAAUGUCUGUAACAGCGGCUUACAACAGUCGUAGUGAGGAGACAACGGACUGUAACGUUGGAAUUUCCGAUGAUGAACUGGAGGUUUUACUAAGAGAUGUGGACUUAGUUAAGGAUUUAAUCAAGGUGACUCUACAAUGCAGGACAUGUUGUAAACGUGUUGUUAUAGAUAAGAAGCAAGCCGGCGUGCAGUACUGUGAUUGUAAAGAUGGUCAUCCUGCGGAGGACUCUUCAGACGGCUGGGUCCCGUUCAUGGAGGCGGAGGAUGUUAUCAUCUGGCGCAAGGAGUACAAACCUGGACAGGGUUUAUAUGCUUACAAAGUAUACGGUCGCUACCCCGAGGUGAGUGCGCGGGAUUUUGCGGCAGUACAACUAGACGGGGCGUAUCGACGCGCGUGGGACGCCGCUGUCGCCGCGCUGGCUGUAGUACAAAGACACGCGCUCGGUGUACCUGGUCAGGCGGUGCUGCAUUGGGAGGUGUUGUGGCCGAGGUUAUUCGCGAAUCGAGACUACGUGUAUAUAAGACGACAUAAAGAAUUUGAUGCAUUUAACGAACGUCUAACAACCAAAGAUAAUCUAGUCGCCGACUGUACUGAUACACAAGAGGAAACGAGACGGAAAUAUGUUGACAAUACGAGUGAGGGAGACAGAGUUAAUAAUAAAGUAUACGUCAUAGUGUCCAAGUCUUGUGAACAUCCGGAUGUACCAGAAACGAGACAUGCUAUCAGAGUGAUGGAGUAUUGGAGUCAUAUGGUCGUUAAAACUAUUCAAGGUGCGGAUAAGCCCGGUAUGGAGUUCGUGCUGACAUACUAUGACGAGCCAGCGCGUGGUGGCAUGCCAGUGGGUGUGGCGGCGUGGGCCACUGGCCGCGCUGCACCCGGCUACCUCGCGCGUAUGCGUCGCGCUGCCAACCACUACCACGCGUGGGCAGUCAACACACCACCUCAUCAGCAGGAGAUGCCAGACUUCACACCCUUCGAUCCUGAGCUGGUGGAAAAGCAGCAGAAGAAUGCAAGCACACAGAUCAGUGAAGAGGAUAUGGAGUCAUCAAAAGAAGGUCCUGAAAUGGAAAAUAAUGAUAUCACAAGAGAUCAAAGCACACAGACAGAAUUAAAUGAAAAUAGAAUAGAAAUUAAAGAAGUGAUAAAAGAAAAAUGUAUAGAACAAAAUACACAGAACAAUGAAAUAAAGAAAGAACAAGAUGAGAAGAAAGAAGAUAAAAGAAAAAAUAAUGCAAUAAAUAUUGAAGCGCCUGUCCAAAAAGAUACGGCAAAGGAGACAGAGUUAGAAGGAGAAGAGAAUAAUGGCAGUUGGUGGAGAUAUCUCUAUCCUUUUUAUUAUUUUGUAUAGAUAAUAUUAAUAAUUGUUAUAAUAGUUAUAGGCUGAUAAAUUUAUUUGACC